Messenger RNA from Nematostella vectensis (starlet sea anemone), 8974 nucleotides. Its product is annotated as polycystic kidney disease protein 1-like 2. Gene Ontology annotation, biological process: detection of mechanical stimulus. The record is from RefSeq and is a predicted model, not a curated record. Gene Ontology annotation, molecular function: calcium ion binding; protein binding; calcium channel activity. Gene Ontology annotation, cellular component: membrane. NCBI's taxonomy places the organism in Eukaryota, Metazoa, Cnidaria, Anthozoa, Actiniaria, Edwardsiidae.
AAUGCUAAUUACGAGUUUUAGUUGCAAACGGUUUCGAGCAAAGCCAAACAUUUUUGUCUUAUCACGCUGGAAACAGCUUAGAGGUAAUUCUACAAGGUAGAAACGUAUUCAAAGAAAGUAGAAAAGAGUGAUUUGCACUGGGGACUUGAGAUCGGGAUGUACCAGAGUUUUAAAAAGCGUCUUUGCCCCAACCAUCAUCAUUGAAAGCUUACAUUCCGCAAGAAACCGAGAUGCGAAAUAACUAUUCCUUCUUCUUGCUUCUGAUAGUUUUCUGCAAGGAAGCUGAUGUCUGUGCUGCAUUAAACCACCGCAAAGGUGAUGUCCGUCUUGUUGGAGGGCUCAACCAGUACGAAGGGCGUGUCGAGAUCUACUAUAACAAUGAGUGGGGUACUAUCUGUGACCACGACUGGAAUAUUGCAGAAGCAAUGGUUGUUUGUCGCCAGUUGGGGUUCGUGACAGCACUAUAUAACCCACAUAACGCGGCAUUCGGGCAAGGCAUCGGUACCAUAUGGCUAGACUCAGUGACAUGUAACGGAUCCGAAGACUCUUUGUUAUCCUGUAGCGGUAUUGGGACGUUUGGUAGAACCUCCUGUACUCAUGCAAGGGACGCAAGUGUCGUCUGCCAACAGCCAACGGUCCCGGCCAAAAUCACUCACCUGGGAUGUUACGCUGAUACAGCCCAGCGAGCGCUGCGGUACAUGCUCGCUACGUUUGAAAUCCCGUCAGAUUCCAUGGUAGAGGACUGUGCUCAAAAGGUCGCAGCUGCUGGCUAUAGAUACUUUGGUUUUCAGUACAACUCCCAGUGCUUCAGUGAUGAAGAAGGCGGGAGCAGAUACUUUAAAUACGGCAAAGCCUAUGGAUGCUCGCAGAAUGGAACCGGUGGAAAAUGGGCGCAGAACAUAUACAAGCUUAACACCAUGUAUGUAAAUCUGACGGUGGAUAUAACGGCCAAGAGGUACGACAUCAGUAUGCUCUCACACGUGUCUGACAACUACAGAGAGCUUCGAGCAAAAAUGAGGGAAACGCUCGAUCCCGUAUUAACGUUGCUUGAUGGGACGUGGAUUGUCAGACACAUGAGAUUGUGGCCAGGCACAGGGGUUCUCAUGGAAAUCUCCAUUCUGAACAUCGCCGGAAAUGAUACUUUGAAAUUAUUCAAAGAGCGUAUGUUGCUAGCCCUAGCUGAGAAGGAGUUAAACCAUAAUGCAACGCAUAUCGGCGCUUAUGGUGCAAGCUGCAUGCCUCCAUACAUUAGGGUCCACAUCAGCAAAAACUCAUCCGCUCCAACCCUUUUUAUGUGCAGCGAGCAUCGUUACCUGUUAUCCACGACUCUUUUUUCCUGUGGAGAUGUAAAAUACGACUGGUCCUUUUGGACACUUAACAAAACUGAAGUAACGGGACCUCGUAAUACAAUUACAACAACCAAACAUGCCUUAAUCAAAGCUGCAUCUUUAAAGGCAGGCGAUUAUUUCGUUAGACUUAGCGCAAGUGUGGACUACGUUCAAGGCAUGGUCAGCUACAGCUAUGGUUUUGUUAGGGUUACCGCAGCAAAACCACGUGUAAAGUUUCUCAGGAAUGAGUCAUCUUUCUUUCUAUGGGCUGAUGAUCCAUGGAUAAGAAUAAACGUGUCUCUUGUCACGCCCAACACGUGUCCGCCAGACCAAGCAUACGUAAACAUCACAUCACAGUAUACAGUGUAUUGGUUUUGCUGGAGAUAUCCUGAGUCUAUGCGUUUCUAUAAGGAGGGAGAUCUUGAUACCAUCCCUGUAGUGGAUCAAAUACCAAGACCAGAAAAGGACAAUGGGGGCUGUUUUGGUAGAGGUCCUGGCAGAAUGAAUGUCACCAAGGAUUGGUAUCUGUUGGACCCCUCAAGGAUAGUGCCCAGAGGGGAGUCUAUAUAUAUAGGCGCUCGAGUGGUCAUGGGGAAUGUCAUAGUUGAUUACUCAUACGACACCUAUCAAAUUGAUGAACCGCUAGGGAAGAGCAAUAUAAGCAUAUCAACACCAGAAGCAAAGCUGUCAGCAACGUCAACAAUGACACUCCCAUUAUCAUCAACAACACUCUUAUCUUCACCCUUAUCAUCAUCUUCUUUAUUAAUCACAUCACUUUUAUCGUCGUUAUCAUCAUUAUCACAGUCUCCAUCUUUGUUGGCACCACUAUUAUCAUCAGCUUCAACCUCUACGUUGCCAUCGUUACCCAUCAAAACAAUCACAACUUUUACACGGUCUGCUGACACAUCUCUUAAUGUCACCCUCCUGACGCCUACGAGUGCUUUUGCAAUUUCCACCACAGUAACUAGAAAUGCAAACAGCCGUUGUUCUGUACCCACGGCGCGAAUCUCGUCCCUGGGCAGGUCCCUCUUGAACCCACUCACUGUUCCACGUUCCAAAUCCCAUACCAUUAAGGGAGAAGUCGAUCUAAACUGUGACUCUAUCAAUGGAACACGAUUCCUAUGGACAGUGCGCGCAGUCAAUAUAUCCGGUGACAUCACAAGUGAUGAGCAGAUAGUGGGUGUCAACAGCGCACAGUGGACCAUCAGCAAGCAUUCACUUGCGUACGGAAUGUACAUUGUGCAGUUCACGGUCCAUACAUCAGGAGAGCGUGACUACACCGCUAUAGACUAUGGGAUCCUUAACAUCGUACAGUCCCCUCUCGUAGCCGUUGUGCUCGGCGGAGAUUUCGUUGUUCGAGGUCGAGAUCAGAUGAUAAAUUUGGAUGCGUCAAAUUCUUAUGACCCGGAUGUUGGACGUGAGUUGUAUGAUGAGAUGUCUUUCACGUGGUUGUGUCGUGUUCAAGGCGAACUCUGGCCGCAGUCGGAUCUGACAUCUCUGCCUUAUGUGACCCAGGCUUCCGCAUCAGGGGCUGGAUGUUUUGGGACUGGUAUAGGGCGGCUGAGAGGGUUGCCGAAUAACCCAAGGCGGUUGGUUAUCGAAAAAGGUCUGUUGCAGGAGAAUCGAAACUACGAGUUCGUAAUUGUUGUGAGAAAAGGAAAUCGUGAGAGUCUUGGCCAGCAAGUUGUCUCCAUCAUACUUGGAGAUCCAUUGGUGACAUAUUUGAGAUGCAAGUUUAACUGCGGUGGCAAAGUGAAUCCUUCCUCUAAAUUAAGCCUGGACGUUUUGUGUGAUGGCGGAAUUUGCACAGCCGAUACUUCCUAUUCUUGGUCGCUAUCUGUCCAGUCUGGCACCGACUCUACCGGACAGCUGACAUUUCAACCAAUCACUGAUUCGCUAGAGCAGCUGACGUCAACUGCACUGACUGCCCCUAGCAUCGUUAUCAACCCAUUUUCUUUGACUGGUGGAGUAACGUAUCGUUCUGAAGUAAUAGUCACGUCACCAGGUCGAGCAGCGAGCUCUAAUCAAUAUUUGUUCACGACAAAUCAGCCUCCUUCCGGAGGGUCGUGCCACAUCAGUCCGACUAUAGGAUUGGCUAUGAUUACGUCGUUUAACAUGAGUUGUACGGGAUGGCAAGACAAUGAAACCCCCCUUGAAUACCAAUUCAGAUACCGGAAGUCGGAUGGUACAUACGCAUUGAUUUAUUACGGAGACAAAAUGGAGACAUCCGCUGUACUUCCGGCCGGCCGCGAAGAGAAUGACUUUAAUUUUGAUAUCGAGGCUACCGUGUCUGAUUCUAUGGGAGCUGCAAAUCAAACCACCCUUCGCGUUCAGGUAACCCCACAACAGCUAUCACCCAAUAACAAUAUCUUAACUACCACGCUCGAGAGGCUGACGGUGGGCCGCCACAGCAGCUUGGGAACCCUGUUGCAGUCCGGUGAGAUUGGUGGCGCCACACAGCUUGCUAAUGCUGUGUUGAGUACACUAGAUGAUCUGGAUAACUCUACACAAAACCACACCGUCAGCAAGGAAAGUAAAAUAACAAUAAAAGAGGAAAUUUUUUUGGGUCUUGCCAACGUCAAAGUUGAUAGCAUAAAGAUAAUCACACAGACGUCUGCAGUCUUUGCCACUGGAACGAACAACAAAGAUGAUUUGUCACACACCUCACAGGAAAUAACACUUAAGACGUUUGACUCCUACGCCGAGGUCCUGGAAAAAAAAUCCAAAGAUGAUGACCAGGAUCCGCACGAGAUGGAAAAAGCGGCGAAAAACCUUCUACACGGGACGGGAAACAUACUAGCGGCGGCUUCAGACGAAGCGAAGGUGUACGGCACAGAGGCGAGCAAAACAACCGACAAAACGAAACAAGAGAGUAAGGAAAGAGCUCUCCAAGCUGACAACCUCAUUGCUCGCCUCUCACGGUCGGUACUUGGUCGUAAAGAGGCCGGAGAGAGUCCGACAGUCUUUAAGUCCCUUAAGAUGACUGUGAUGCUGUCACGUGACCUGCCCGAUCGCAUUGGAGGACAAGUUUUUGACGAAGGAGGUUGCAUGAUAGCAUUACCUGCAAACCCUUUCAGUCAAAACUCGGCCAGACUGCAGACAGUUGAUACUCAGCUUCGUGUGAUACAAUUCAAUCCCUACACUUGGGGCGAAAUGGCGGCACUUAUCACGUCCAAGGUCACAAGUCUUUCAUUCCAGGAAUCCUCCGGCAAGGCAAUCAGUGUCGAAAACCUUAAAGAUCCAAUCAGAAUGAUCAUUCCACUUUCCCUUCCCUACACUAUGCCUCCCCCGAUCAGGUCCUUUGUGAAGCCUAGCUCGCCACAAAGGCGAAAAAUAUAUGUACAGGUCGCGGGGUCCUCCUAUAAAUUAACGGUACAGAUAACCUCUGGGCAUGUUUCUCUAUUUGUGGAUCGCAGCAGAGAUGUGUCUAAGUCUAAGAACUUACACAAAGCAGUUAUUCCUGACGAUAACCGCUGCAAGGGGAUGUCCGGGUGUGACCCUUACUCUGUGGUGAUCCCCGGUAGUGUACUCGCCCAGAAAGGGUACUAUUACUACAUACUGAUGCAUCACGCCGAGGAGGGGGAGCAGCCUGAGUCAUCCUGUGUGAGGAGAGACUGCGGAAGUCACGGUCGCCAGAAGAGAUCUUGCGUUGACAUUAAAGACCCCCCUACCACCCCUCCCCCUCAGAACAUCACCAUAGUACCUAAGUUUGACGCUAAGACUGAUGUAAAUGUAUCACUAAGUGGGAGCAUGGCGAGUUGCUUGUAUUGGUCCAUGGAAAAGCAGGAAUGGAGAAGUGAAGGCUGUCAGGCUGGGAAUGAGUCCACACCACAGGGGAUUGCGUGCGUCUGUAACCAUUUGACUUCAUUUGGUGGUGAUUUCCUGGUCCCGCCUAAUCCCAUUGAUUUCGACGUCGUGAUCUUGGCCUUCAGUGAUCUUGCCGAGUCAAGAAAUUACUCCGUGAUCGCGACAGUUGGUACAGUACUAAUGGUAUACCUGUUUGUGGUCGUGCUGGCUCGGCGUGCUGAUCGCAAAGACAGGAAAAAGACAGGACCAAAGAUUUCACUGAAUCAGCGAGGUAGUGACCAUGCCUCAUAUGAAGUCACCAUAGCAACCGACAUUUGGAUCAAUAGCGGCACUACGGCUGACGUAGCACUGAUCGUAUGCGGCGAAAACGCAACCAGUGACGUCAUAGUCAUACGUCAUGCUGAUUUUCCCAAUAGGAUACUAUUCGCAAGGGGAAACAACGACCAAUUCAUUAUACACGUUCCCACCCCACUCGGUAAACUUUUGCGCGUUAAAAUAUGGCAUGACAACGAGGGAAAUAGUCCGGCCUGGUUACUAAGGAGCGUCACUGUGCAUGCCACAAAUAGCGAAGACCGCUGGGUUUUUCCUUGUAACCGAUGGCUCGCCGUUGACAAGGAUGACGGAAUGCUUGACUGCACAUUGACUCCCCAUUAUGGUCUGUCAGCUUUAAAAACCUCCUUCGCGGAAAAAUCUGCUAACGAUUUCGCUGAUGACCAUUUGUGGGUGUCUGUUGUUGCGAGGAGUCCGUGUAAUUUCUUCAGUCGCGUGCAACGCGCAACAUGUUGCCUGUCCCUCUUUACGUCUGCCAUGAUAGCUAACGCCAUGUUUUAUAACAUCGGCGGGAAAUCUGAGAAAGUAUUCCGUCUUGGUCCAAUGGAAUUUGGUCUUAGGCAGAUAGUCAUUGGCGUCCAAAGUGGACUCAUUGUUGCUCCAAUUAACCUCUUAAUUGUCCAACUUUUCAAAAUUGGCAGUAAACUUCAAGAAAGCUACCAGGAAAAAUACCCAAUCCCUGGAAAUAGUAGCAAGGACUUUUCAUUUGAUUACAAGCCACUGAAAAAGAAAGCUGAACGGCCUACUGUGGCCUUGUAUGCAGUUGUUACAUUUAUUGGUUAUUUUCUAGCAUUUGCGGUAGUCAUAACAUCAGGAGCUUUCACAAUAUUCUACAGCAUGCAGUGGGGAACAGAAAUCAGUAACCAGUGGCUGUCAUCUAUGCUUGUCUCGUUUGUGCAAGACCUAUUCAUUCUACAACCGAUCAAGAUCGUGGUGAUCGCAGUCUUGGUCACUCUGAUAUUCCGUAAAGCAACACGUAACAAGGCAGGGCCUGUGAUAGAAACCGCUCGCGUGGAGAGAAACAGGAAUUACGAAAUCAAUGGUAACGACGUCAUGUGUGGGUCAUUGACAGAAACGGAGAAGGAGGAAGCACGCCAGAGACGAGUAACAGAAAAAUCCGCUACGAAAAAGAUAAAGCAGAUGAUCGUGUAUGUGGUAUUCAUGGUCCUUAUGUCUGUGGUGUGUUAUGGAAACAGAGCGGAUCAUGGCUUUUACAUGACGCAGGCGCUUCAACAGUCAUUCCUUAAUUUUGACAAGAUUUCUAAGAAAACUGAUUUGAUCACGUGGCUAAAUGGUUCUCUAUUGGCUGGGCUCUACCCUGCUCCUUGGUAUAACGGUCUCUCCGAGUCCAACACGGCAUAUAUUGGUGACAAGUGCUCAAUAUUACUAGGGCUGUCCAGAUUGAAACAAUCACGUGUACAGACAGGCUACUGUACAAUACCAAAAGAAGUACGCCUCCGAUUCUCCACAUGCUAUGCAUCAUACUCACACAGUCGCGAGGACACUACUCUUGCCAACUUCCCAGGCUGGAAACCCUUCACGCCAUCACCACUGACGUCACUAAACACAACGUCAGAUAACAUAACCACGGCACUAACACCAGAUAAUUGCCCCAAACCUUGGAAAUACCAUGAGGCAAGCAGUUUAGCCACCCUCCCCUACUGGGGACAGAAAGCAGUGUACGGAGGGGGAGGAUUUGUGGCGAAUUUGGGAUACUCCGAAAGUGUAGCGCGUCGAGUGAUUAAUGACCUUGCUAGGGAUGGCUGGUUUGACAGGCGGACCAGAGCUGUGCUUGCAAUAUUCUCCGUGUUCAACGCCAACACAGAUUACGUCAGCUUUGUUAACUUUCUAGCGGAGGCUCUAACCACAGGAACAAUUCGACCGUCGCACAGGAUAACCACGAUACCUUUAUACCCAACAAGCCUUUUGUACUUGGUAUUCCAGCUUCUGUUCCUUCUAUAUGUCAUGGGAUAUUUGGUCCUUAUUUGCGUAGAAGUUUACAGAAAGAAGUUGUCCUAUUUCAAGGACAUAUGGAACUGGUUGGAGAUGCUGAUAAUCUUAUUCAGCGUCGCCACAACAGCUGUGCAGUUCGUGAAAGGGAUAUACCUUACCGAUAUUGUCACCAAAAUUAGAAGCAAUCCUUAUGGAGACUUCAGCUUUGAUUAUAUUGUGAUGGGAACAGAGUUAGAAGAGUCAUUGAUGGCCUGUCUUGUUUUUUUCUCGAGCUUAAAGCUGAUGAAGUUAGUCCUGUUGCACGUUCGCGUGGUCGUCAUCUCGUCAACAAUGCGUGUGUCAUUCAUACGCUUGUUGCCUUUCUCUUUCAUCUUCAUCGUGAUCCUACUCGCUUAUGCUCAACUGGGAAUCCUAGUAUUCGGUACAAUGGAAACGUCCUACGCAACGGUCUACAACGCCUUAGUAACCGAACUGAUGCUGUUUAUUGGAGGAGAUACAAGGAUAAAUGAGCUAAGAGAAGUGAAUAGAGUCAUGGCUCCGUUUUACGUCAUCUCCUUCAUGGUUUUCAUGGGGUUCAUCUUAAUGAACGUGUUUGUUGCGAUUCUUAAUGAAGCUCAGUUUCAGCAGAAGACGUCGCUUGAUGAGCUCUCGAAUGACGUGAAGGUGAUUGAUUUAAUUAAUGACAAGAUUCGCACUGUACUGCGGCUGCCGCCCAAACAAACUAGAAAGGCUGAAACCUUUGUAACAAAAAUGCAAGCAAACAGAAGCAAUCGACAGAUUAGAGACAAUAGAGACGAUAAUGUGGCCAAAGUUGAUAUGGGCUUAGGAGCCACUGUCCAAUACAAGUCAUUACCUUGUAAGGACUCUGAUAAUAGCCGCCAAGGACAAGAAGAGGAUAGUCCCCUCGGAAAGCAAUUAGAGGAUGCAGAUACUAGCUUAAGAGUUAGAGUGCAGAGUGAUUCAAGAGAAGGUUUAAAUGAUGAUAGUACUAUGCGUCGUAAGCUCGCCCGCGCAACGGCGCGGAUGAUUAAGAGGCAGGAACUUUAUAAACACAUGAACAUCAUUCACGACAAGCUUCGACGAGCCCAAGUUCUGCUAGAUCUUGUAUCGCUUGACGAGACGAGCGUAUAUAUGAAGUUUACAGAGAUGUUGCUUAAGGUAGAGAGUGUUCGUGGGUUGUCCGAGAGUUCGCCCACCGUGGAAUUCCCCGAUUUGGUAGAAAGGCGCACGAGCACGUUGACCCUCUCGGAUAUGUGGCUUGGCGCGAGUUUGCAUAACGAAAACGAGAUCAAAUCUGUGUUUCCGCGCCCAAAGCCGGUCAUCGGUAAUGCUAACAAGCAGUUUAGGCCGGUUGUCAUAGGAACGCAAUCAGCUGUCCAGUUAUCGCACUUGGCUAAGGGGUCGGACCGUUUCACCCAACAAAUCACAACGUCAAGCUCGAAAGUUGGGACCCCUGUGCCUAGAGGAAUUAAUUUCUCAUUGCCGAAGAAAACGUACUCAUGGUCACCGAAGAAGAAGUGAUGGUAAAUAAGAACAUUAAGCCCCGUGGAAACACA